GCUGCACCACCGAACGUUACGCCAUGGUCCUAAACUGCUAGUUGUAACUGAAACCCAACCCACCAUCACCCGCCCGCACCUCAACAAUUUAAUUUAAUUGUUUUUGCUGGUAACUUGAAGAUCCGCCAUGGAAGCUUCUGAUCUCGCUAGAUUUUUUUCUUCAAUGUGAAGCAGCCGGUCUUAAAAUAUAUAGAUAAACAACUAUAUAUAACACAUAAUCCCAAAUUCAAAGAUCCCAUUGUUGCGGGAGGAAGAAGAAGAUGGACAUUGAAGCAAAGAAUCAGCGAGGUUUCGGUAACCGGAAGCGGAGGAACAUAUGCAUAUGCCUUGGAGUCACUCUAAUCUUGAUUAUAUUAAUACUGGUGAUCUUAGCAUUCACCGUUUUCAAAGCCAAAGACCCCGUAGUCACCGUCGAUUCCGUCGCUCUUGAAAACCUCAGUGUGCGGCUUGACAUGCCCAGAGUGACGGUGAAUAUAAACUUGACCAUCGCCGUCAGUCUCACCGUCGAAAAUCCGAACAAAGUGGGCAUGACGUACAAGGACAGCGCGGCGUUGUUGAUUUACAGAGGAGAGCAAGUGGGAGAAGCUCCGAUUCCUGCGGGGAAAAUAUCGGCCGAUGAAGCAGUUCCUAUGAAUGUAUUGAUGACCGUGAUGGCCGACCGUUUCAUGUCAAAUUCUCAGACUUUUAACGACGUCGUAGCGGGUUCGUUACCUCUCAGCACUAACACAAAAAUUUCAGGGAAAGUUUCAAUCUUUAAUAUGAUUAAGGUUCACGUGACCUCGGUUUCUAACUGUAGUUUCACUGUCCUUAUAUCUAACCGCACAGUCAGCGACAGGCAGUGAAAAUUAAAUAUCCUCCAUAGAAGCUUCUCAUCUCACAAGAUUUUUUUCUUCAAUGUGAAACACCAGGAGCAUUAAA
Molecule: messenger RNA, 918 nt
Organism: Pistacia vera
Lineage: Eukaryota; Viridiplantae; Streptophyta; Magnoliopsida; Sapindales; Anacardiaceae
Exons: 2
Coding region: 261-842 (193 amino acids)
Source: RefSeq, a predicted model, not a curated record